Molecule: messenger RNA, 1140 nt
Organism: Talaromyces amestolkiae
Lineage: Eukaryota; Fungi; Ascomycota; Eurotiomycetes; Eurotiales; Trichocomaceae
Exons: 3
Coding region: 1-1140 (379 amino acids)
Source: RefSeq, a predicted model, not a curated record
AUGCCACAGCUUGCAGAGUCGACUGAUCUGCCUGAGAUCCCAUUUACUCUGCGGCAAACAGCUCGCGUGACUCUCGGUGCUGCGUCUCACAUUCGCUUGAGAUUGUCAAAUGCAUUCGGCCUUGAACCUCUGACCGUCGCAGAAGUGGCCAUCUCGCGUUCUGCGGGCAAUGUUUCGGGGACCAAUGCGCUUGAAGAGGGGACAAUACGCCACGUUACUUUUUGUGGGGAUCGCGAAGCUCGUAUUGCUGCUGGAGCACACAUUGUCUCUGACCCAAUUGACUUCGGACUUCUUCCUCCGGCCACCGCUGUGACUAUUAGUCUGUUUCUGCCAAGCAAACUUCCAGCACAAGGAGUUACCUCCCAUCCUGGCAGUAGGACCGAUUCAUGGUUUGCCCCAGGAAAUCAGGUGUCUGAAUUGAGGUAUUUUAUCAGUGGAAUUGAAACUCUUGUACCUCGUGACUUUGGUGCAUUUGCAUUGAUUGGAGAUAGCAUCACCGACGGACGUUGUAGUACAACAAACGCCGAUACUCGAUGGCCAGAUCUUCUUUUUGGUCGCCUGCAGAAGAGCCCGAUCGUACCACCACUUUCCAUUGUCAACCAAGCAGCUGGCGCAAAUUGUGUUCUCGUUGACGGCUCAGGUGGUCCCAGCGUCCUUGCCCGUCUAGACCGGGAUCUCCUCUCUCUGUCAGGAGUACGUUACGCAUUGAUUUUCGAGGGUAUCAAUGACAUCGGUAUAUCUUUAACCGAUCCAGAGAGCCAGGCAAUCUUGCAAAAGCAACUGAUCGCGGGCUACAUGCAAGUUGCUACUCGGCUUUCUGCAGCUGGCAUUAUUGUAAUUAUCGCAACAUUGACACCGUUUAUGACCAGCGAAGAAGGGGAACAUAUCAAGGUAUUAUCUCCAUAUUCGCAUCCUGCUCGCGAAGUGACGCGGCAGCAUGUAAAUGCGUGGAUACGCAGUCAUGGUGCAGCCUUCUUUGACGCUGUUGUUGACUUUGAUGCUGUGUUGCGGGAUCCGGAGGAUGUCUCAUUCUUAGCAAGUCAGUACGACUCUGGGGACCACCUACACCCGAAUGAGAGAGCCUUCGAAGCACUGGCCAGUUAUUUCCCCAUAGAUGUAUUGGGUAUUGGGCAACUAUAA